Molecule: messenger RNA, 846 nt
Organism: Ectocarpus siliculosus
Lineage: Eukaryota; Phaeophyceae; Ectocarpales; Ectocarpaceae
Source: the annotation of a GenBank genome assembly
AUGGGUGCAGACGCGCCAAUGGAUGCUAUCCCCGUGCAUAUCAGUCCGACAGAACAGCCGUCGUACAAGGGCAGGCCGCUGGUGCUCAUGAUGCAGACGUCGCAGUGCCUCCAGUUCAAGUCGCUCAUCGAGUGUCUCAAAGAACUUCUGUGCGAGGUCAACAUGGACUUCAUCGAAGGAAAAGGGAUCCGUCUCGUAUCGAUCGAUCCCGGCCGCGUGGCCAUGAUCCAUCUCGUGGUGAACAACAUCGAGAGCUUCUACGCGAAGGGUACGGUCACGGCGGGGCUGAACGUGGUGGUUCUCUACAAGAUGAUACGGUCGAUGACAUCGAACGACUUCAUGGAGUGGAGGAUCUAUGAAGACGAACCCCAUCGGAUGGAAAUCGAGCUCUCGAACUCCGAGAGACGCACCAAGACCGUGACUUCCAUCAAGCUUCUUGACCUGGACGCCGAGGAUAUCAUUAUACCACAGGUUGAGUUCGACCGAGUAGUCUCUAUGCCGUCGUCGGAACUGUCGAAGCACGUCCGCGAAAUGGUCACCGUGAGCCCAUUCAUCAGCAUCAGGGCCACGCAGACCACGCUCGAGCUCGUCUCCGAGGGCGAGAUGGCGAAAAGUCACAUUACGAUCGAGCCUACCGCGUCCGGUCUCAACUGGAAGCACAGCGAAAAGGGGGAAGACAUCGAGGGAAAAUACUUUGCGAGAUACAUAGAAAAGUUCACUAAAAAUUCUCUGGCCAUCAACGUCGAGCUCUUCCUCAAAGCCAACUACCCGUUGAUACUGAGAUUCGAGAUAAGCAUUGGUUGUUUGCGGUUUUGCAUCGCGCCGAUUCAAGAUGGUCAGUCAUAG